Molecule: messenger RNA, 5184 nt
Organism: Tachyglossus aculeatus (Australian echidna)
Lineage: Eukaryota; Metazoa; Chordata; Mammalia; Monotremata; Tachyglossidae
Gene: SCAF11
Product: SR-related CTD associated factor 11
Exons: 15
Coding region: 133-4518 (1461 amino acids)
Biological process (GO): spliceosomal complex assembly
Molecular function (GO): RNA binding
Source: RefSeq, a predicted model, not a curated record
GACCGGGCCGAGGAGGGGAGCCCCGGCCCGCGCGGCGUCCAUGGUGGAGGAGUCGGCGUCGUCGUCGGCGGCGCCACCGCGGUGGAGUGACGGAGCAGGGCGGGAGCGGCCCAGGAAACUUCCUCAGAAGAGAUGAAGGGAAGAAACAUGCAUAGUUCCAGUGAGGGAGAUCAAGGGCACGGGGACAUGGAAGACGAAGAAAACCGUGAAAGUACUCAAGCCACUGUUGGCCUGUACAAUGAAGCAGAUACAUGCCCCAUCUGCCUAAGCUGCCUUUUAGGAAAAGAAGUUGGAUUUCCCGAAAACUGCAAUCAUUUCUUUUGUAUGUCCUGCAUUCUUAAAUGGGCUGAGACCCUGUCUUCGUGUCCGGUUGACCGCAAACCUUUUCAAGUGAUAUAUAAACUCACUGCACCAGAAGGCUGCAUUAAGAUUCACGUAAAGAGACAACCGAGAGCAACAGAGGAUAAGAAAAAUGAAUCAUCCUUUAGAAAGGAGUGCUAUAAUGUAAAUACAACAAGUUGUGUGAGGCAAGAGGCAAAUGUAAGAAAAGAACCAUUAAUUGCAAGAUUUUAUAAAGAUUUAAAGAAUAAACACAAGAAUCCUUCAGAUCAAAAAAUAGAAAAAAAGAAAAGUGCAGGAGUAAAAAUAAAUAAGCCUAGAAGACGGAACUGCUCAAAUCACUGCUUCAGAAAUUAUGUUUCCAGUAUAUUUUCUUCUAAUAGUCACACUGGGGAAUCCUUUUGUACCUAUAGAAAUAACUGCAAAGAAUUUACAGAAAUCAAUGAAAUCAGUGCAAUGAUUAGGCAGAAGAGACAAGAGUUGGAAUUGUCAUGGUCCUCUGAUACGUUACCUGGACUUACAAGAGCUGGUGUUAUGCCCUCCAACGCCGAGGCUGAGAUUCUUCCUCUUGCUUCCACUGUGUUGCCAGGAGCAAUUUUUUCGACGAAUAUAGCAUCUUUGGAACAUUUCGAGUCGUGUUGCAAGGGCUACACCCUUGCACACACCCAUGGAGGCGAAGAGAAGAAGCAAGCUUCGGGCACAUCCAACAGCAGAGGAACGAGGAGAAAGCCAGCCGCCGCGCCUGCUCGACGGUCCACACGCAACACCAAAGCCGAAACAGUCACCCAGUCUCAGAGUUCACCCGUGUCCAGUAACUCUGGGGGCGACGCCCCAGACAGCAAUAACUCGUCCAUCAACCUCUUCUCUUCCGCGGACUCGGAAAAGCCGACGAAGCAGGUUCCCAAACGGAAGCCUAAACGAAGGUCCAGAAGAGCGCCUCUAAUGCGAAAGAGGCUGCGGAGUUCUGCAUCCCUCCCUGAAAAAUCCUCUUCCAGCGAGUCUGCCGAAGAAGGAACCACGGAGUCUGACGGUGCCUCGGCGUUAGAGAAGGAACAGCAGGUGGAUGUAGAAAGCAGCGACUCCGGCCUCAAGCCCCUCACAGAUGCAGAGGAAGAGUCCGCUAACGGCCUGGAACCUGGAGCCGGGGAGGAAUGCACAGGAAACAGUGGACUAGAACAGGAGGCGGUGGAAACAACGUAUCCCGAAUCCGGCCCCCUACAGUCGCCAGAACCGGUGGAGGAGGAGGAGGAGGCCGAGGAAGCCGAAAACGAGAAUCCUGAGGAAAGCGCAAGCAUCGAUUUGGAAAGUGACCCCUCUCCGAGCAUUCCUGAAGAAGCCGAAGAACCAGUGGGAAAUCCGCAAGUUAAAACGCCCGAGCCUGUAGAAUCGGUGAUGAAGGGAGAUGAGGCCGUAGAUGGCCCUGAAGACGAUCUGCCCGAGUGCGCCAGAUUUGAGGCUGAAGAGCUUCCACCGGUAAGGAAUGCCACAAGUGAAGAGCUUGAUCAUCCGGAUUCUCCAGAAGAAGCCGCUCAAACCGCAGAGCAUGCCCGAAUUGACACAGUCGAGCACGAAGCACCAGUUAUGGAAGAAGAAAAACUUAGAGAGAGCCCCGAGGCUGACUCUCUCGAGGAUUCCAUCGUGGCAUUAGAUCAGCCGACCGAAAAUUCACAAGAGGAGUUGCCUGGACCUUCGGAAUCUGCAGAAAGCGAUUGCUCUGAAGAAAUAGAAAGGGCAGUAGCCAGCGACGGUCCAAGCCAGGAGGAUUUUAAAAGCGACCAAGACCCUGAAGAGGAUUUACCGAAAGAUGACUUUCCGGUAGACGCGUUUACUCCAUCUCUAGAAGAGAACCGUAGUCCUCUUCCCGAAGAGGUCAGAAGUAUGGAAUUGCCCAGUACAGAGGAUGAGCGGUCCAAUGAGCAAUUUAAUGAAGAUAAUAAUGAAAUGAUCCCUAUGGAGUGUGACUCAUUUUGCAGUGAUCAAAAUGAAUCAGAAAUUGAGCAGCCUCUAAGCAUUGUAGCCAGCCACGAGGAGCCAAAUUCUCUGCAGGAUAGUUCUGAAAAAAUCCCGCCACUUUCCGUUACCACCGGUGGAAAACCUGAAGCGACCCCUCAGGAGGCGGAGAGCUCGGAAGACGGAAAAGAGAAAGCGAAGAAACCUCGAACGCGGAGGUCUCGAUUCCACUCUCCGUCGACAACGUGGUCUCCCAACAAAGACACCGUUCCCGAGAGGAAGAAGUCUCCGUCUCCCUCUCCCAAGAGGGAAAUUGUAAAGGAAAGCCAGAGAUCCCAUUCACAGUCUCCCAAGAAGGAUCCUCCCAGGGGCCGGAGGAGAUCCAGGUCUCAGUCGCCCAAGAGGGAAAACGCAAAAGAGAGGAGGAGUUCGCCACCUCAGUCUCCAAAGAAGGUUACCGUGAAGGAAAGCAGAAGGUCUCAGUCGUCGUCUCCCAAGAAGGACACGGCCAAAGAAAGUAGAAGAUCUCAGUCGAGAACAAAGGAUUCUUCCCCAAGGGAAAAGUCGAGGUCUCGGAGUAGAGACCGAGAGAAUGAAAGAGAUGGGCAAAGGAGAGAUCGAGAUAGGGAGAGGAGGGCCAGGAGGUGGUCCCGGUCUAGAUCGCGCUCCAGGUCACCAUCGCGAUCCAGAACGAAGAGUAAAAGCUCCUCCUUCAGUAGGAAUGACAGAGAUGGUUAUUCUCCUCGCUGGAAGGAAAGAUGGAGCAGUGACAGCUGGAGAAGUCCCAGGGGAAAUGACAGGUACCGAAAGAGUGACCAGGAGAAGCAGAACGAAAAUCUGAAAAAGGAAAAAAAUGAGGUCAGCGUAGAGCCCGAGGACCAGGGCAUGAUGGACAAGCGUAGAAAUGACUGUCCAGAUUGGGUCAUGGAAAAAAUCAACGCCACUCCCGAUUCAAGGAGCCGAAAUCCAGACAGAUUUAAAGAUCCCUACUGGGACGACAACAGGCAUGACUAUUCAGGGAAUCCUUGGCAUAAAAACUUUGGUUCGGGUUGGAUGCCCUUCCGUGGCCGAGGUCACCGAGGGAGAGGUUCUUUCCGAGGGGGCUUUGGCUUCGUGGAGCAGAAUGAGAACCGGUGGCAAAACAGAAAGCCCCUCUCAGGGAAUUCCAACAGUUCUGGGAACGAGUCGUCGAGGUUCGUGGAACAGCAGGCCUACCGGCGUAAGAGCGAACCGGAGUUCGCAUUUGACACCCCCGCGGAUCGAUCCGGCUGGUCGUCUGCCUCCAGCUGGGCUGUUAGAAAGACUUUGCCGGCUGAUGUACAGAAUUAUUACUCUAGAAGAGGGAGGAAUUCUUCGGGCCCACAGUCCGGAUGGAUGAGACAAGAAGAAGAAACCACUGAGCAAGAUCCUAACCUCAAAGACCAAACAAAUCAACAAGGUGAUGGCUCUCAGCUACCUAUAAAUAUGAUGCAGCAGCAAAUGAAUGUAAUGCAACAGCAAAUGAAUGCCCAACACCAGCCUAUGAAUAUCUUCCCAUAUCCAGUGGGUGUUCAUGCUCCUUUGAUGAACAUCCAGCGUAAUCCAUUUAACAUUCAUCCUCAGCUACCCUUGCAUCUCCAUACAGGAGUGCCUCUCAUGCAGGUAGCCGCUCCCACCAGUGUGUCUCAGGGACUACCACCUCCACCACCCCCUCCCCCGCCAUCCCAACAAGUCAACUACAUUGCUUCACAACCAGAAGGAAAGCAAUUGCAGGGUCUUCCUAGUGCUGCUCCUGUAGGUAACAACUUGAGCGCAGCAGCCUUGCCUGCCCCAGCAGCCGCCGUGGGAACCGUGGGAAGCGUUCAGGGACCAAGUUCUGGUAAUGCGUCUGCGGCGAGUCACAGCAAAGCCUCUAAUGCUGCUGUCAAAUUGGCAGAAAGCAAAGUAAGUGUUACAGUGGAAGCCAGCGCAGAUAGCUCGAAGACAGACAAGAAAUUACAGAUUCAAGAAAAAGCCGCCCAGGAGGUAAAACUGGCCAUUAAGCCGUUUUACCAAAAUAAAGAUAUUACCAAGGAGGAAUACAAAGAGAUUGUGCGGAAAGCAGUUGAUAAAGUAUGCCAUAGUAAGAGCGGCGAAGUGAAUUCUGCCAAGGUGGCAAAUCUGGUUAAAGCCUAUGUAGAUAAAUACAAACACUCGCGCAAGGGGAGCCAGAAGAAAAACCCAGAAGAGCCCGUGCCUGCUGAAAAAUGAGUCGGAGACAAGGAGCGCAGUUAAGGACACUGUCAAGAUCUCUGCGAAGUGCAAUUUCCACUGAAAAUCGUACACAACUGUGAUUGAAAUCUGGUUUUGAUAAAAUUAUUUUUUAUGUAGGAUAUAAUGUUUUGUUCUAAAUAAAUAUAGUUCUGCACUGCAGCUUCUUUAUCCCUUUUUUCAAAAGCAAAUUUAAAGGGAAAGUAAAAGGUUUAAAGGAGAGUGCAUUUUUACUCGGAACGUGCUGUUUGUGUGGAGACUAGAGGUUGUACAGCAUUUUGACUUGAACGAUGACGUGCAUAAAUUAGAAACUUUCCAAGUGCAUUGGUUUUGGAGCAGGUAUGUACAGUACAUGUAAUCUGUCAGGAUAAAGAUAUUAAAGUAAGAUUUUUUUUUUUCUGUUUGAUUUGCCCUCUGAUUGUAGUAAAGAGAACCUAACUGUUAUCGCCAUGAAAAAUAUUUCUAGUGUUAACUAGACAGGCUGAUUGCGGGGUUGACGAUGUGUAUUUAAAAAAGCACAUGACUGUGCCUGAGUAGAGAAAUGAUUUAGAUAGUAUUACAGAUUAAUCAUAUACAACAGUAAGAUUCGGUGUCCAGAAGUCUUUGCUCUCGAACAUGGGCACUGUACACCUAUUGUAACACCAAAUAAAGGUUAUGCUGCUUGUU